AAUAAAUACUAUAUUUUGGUAACCGCCGGUCCCACACAGUCUUCACGCGAAGCUUAUUCGAACCAACCAUAAAAUAAAAAAAUAAAACGAAAUUAAUUAAUCUCGCCUUAUAUAUAGGAACUCCACAUAAAUUACAAAAUAUAGCAAAAUAAACUUUUGCCUUCUUCCCCAAGUUUCUUUCCAAUAUUCCUGUAAAUAAUUUCUUUCAUAUAUUUUGAUCGGAGCAAGUUAUCGAGUAUGAUGACCCGUGGAGCAACAAGGAUGACCCGACUAAUGAUGGGUCAUAUGGGUCCACGUUACUUUUCAACUGCACUUCUGCGAAGUGAUGCCGGAGCCGGAGUUUCCGGUGUCGUCGGUGCCGGAAUGUUGCAUCGGUUUCCGGCGAGUCCGUCGGAGAAAUCGGUGGUGAAUUGGGCUAGGAAUUAUUCGGUGAUGGGUUCACGUAGUGCUAGUACUGUGGCUUUGAAUGAUGAUAAGCAGCCAGAGAAGGACCAGAAAGCGGAGAACGGCGGCGGUUCUGCGGCGGCGGCGUCAGGCGGUGGUGUUGAGAAAUCUGUAGUGAGUUAUUGGGGUGUUCCGCAGACAAAGGCUACUAAACCUGAUGGUACUGAAUGGAAAUGGAAUUGCUUUAGGCCAUGGGAGACUUACCAAGCUGAUACGUCAAUAGAUCUGACGAAACACCACGCGCCAGUUACGUUCUUGGACAAAUUUGCUUAUUGGACUGUUAAGUUCCUUCGAUACCCCACUGAUAUAUUUUUUCAGAGGAGAUAUGGUUGCAGAGCAAUGAUGUUAGAAACAGUGGCAGCAGUGCCAGGAAUGGUGGGAGGUAUGUUGUUGCACUGCAAGUCAUUGAGGCGAUUCGAACAGAGUGGUGGAUGGAUUAAAGCUCUACUAGAAGAAGCUGAAAAUGAGAGGAUGCAUCUCAUGACUUUCAUGGAAGUUGCUAAGCCAAAGUGGUACGAGCGAGCUCUGGUCUUUGCAGUGCAAGGUGUCUUCUUCAACGCUUACUUUGUUACUUAUAUUCUUUCUCCCAAAUUGGCUCAUCGUAUCGUGGGGUAUCUGGAAGAAGAAGCUAUCCAUUCCUACACCGAGUUCCUCAAGGAAUUGGACAAUGGCAACAUUGAGAACGUCCCUGCUCCUGCUAUUGCCAUUGAUUACUGGCGCCUGCCUAAGGACUCCACUCUCCGCGAUGUUGUCUUGGUUGUUAGGGCUGAUGAGGCUCAUCACCGUGAUGUCAACCACUUUGCAUCUGACAUUCAUUACCAGGGACAACAGCUGAAGGACUCACCGGCACCACUUGGGUAUCACUAAGCCACUAAUAAAACAGAGAGAUCAGAGAUAUCAAGCUAAAAGUCACUGUUAUGUUCUUUUUUGGACUGGUAAUAGACCUAUGUAGUAGGUACUACUAAUCUUGAGUGUUGAUGUACAUAUUUUUGUGUGGAUUUGGUUGGUUCUUUGCUGCCUCAUGAAUCUCUUGAGAUUUGAGGUAGAGUACGAUGAGCUCUGUAUGAUUGGAGGAUAUUAGACAUUCUUGAUGAAAAUAUAUCAUGGUUUGUUUACUUUGCCA
Capsicum annuum is the source of this 1567-nucleotide messenger RNA. RefSeq names its product ubiquinol oxidase 2, mitochondrial. The record is from RefSeq and is a predicted model, not a curated record. Gene Ontology annotation, molecular function: alternative oxidase activity. Bases 238 to 1311 code for a protein of 357 amino acids. Gene Ontology annotation, biological process: alternative respiration. Lineage: Eukaryota; Viridiplantae; Streptophyta; Magnoliopsida; Solanales; Solanaceae. Gene Ontology annotation, cellular component: mitochondrion. The transcript is spliced from 4 exons.